This is a messenger RNA of Penicillium bovifimosum, 1551 nucleotides long. RefSeq names its product GABA permease GabA. The transcript has 15 exons. Lineage: Eukaryota; Fungi; Ascomycota; Eurotiomycetes; Eurotiales; Aspergillaceae. The coding region runs from base 1 to 1551 and encodes 516 amino acids. Gene Ontology annotation, molecular function: transmembrane transporter activity. Gene Ontology annotation, biological process: transmembrane transport; amino acid transport. Gene Ontology annotation, cellular component: membrane. The record is from RefSeq and is a predicted model, not a curated record.
AUGGACAAAGAAUUGAACAGUGAUGAUGCCCAGCUGGCCCAGAUGGGCCAUAAGUCUGAGCUCAAGCGAAAUUUCUCAUUAAUAUCGAUGCUGGGUUUGGCGUUUGCAAUUCUGAAUUCAUGGACGGCUUUAUCGGCGAGUUUGUCGCUCAGUUUGCCCUCUGGAGGCAGUGCUAGUGUUGUCUGGGGUCUUCUUACAGCAGGUAUCUGUAACUUGUGCAUGGCCACUUCUUUGGCUGAGUUUCUUUCGGCGUAUCCCACCGCUGGAGGCCAAUACCACUGGGUUGCUGUGACUUCAUGGAGAAGUUGGAUGCCGAUUUUGUCCUGGAUCACAGGAUGGGUCAAUUGCUCAGGCUGGGUUGCGCUGGUCGCAACUGGAGGUCUUCUGGGCAGUGAACUCAUUCUGGGUAUAAUCUCUCUAAUGAACCCAACAUUCGCACCCCAGCGCUGGCACCAAUUCCUGAUCUAUCUUGGUUACAACAUUGUUGCCUUCCUGAUCAACGCUUUCUUGAACAAUAUAAUGCCUUAUGUUACCAAGGGCGCAUUUAUCUGGUCCCUGACAGGGUUUGCUGUCAUUUGCAUCACCGUCCUAUCAUGUGCCUCUCCCAAUUAUAACUCUGCAGAAUUUGUCUUCACGGAUUUCAUCAACGAAACGGGAUGGCCCGAUGGUGUCGCUUGGUUGCUUGGACUUCUACAAGGUGGUCUGGGUGUGACUGGCUUCGACGGUGUUGCCCACAUGAUUGAGGAAAUUCCCAACCCGUCAAUUGAGGGUCCCAAGAUCAUGAUUGCUUGCGUUGGUAUUGGCACAGUGACUGGAAUAAUCUUCCUUGUCGUUCUACUGUUCGUGGCGGGCGACAUCAACAAAAUCAUCGAAUCUGCCGCCACGCCACUUCUUGCGAUCUUGAAGAACGCCACUUCGAGCAACGCUGGUGCAAUCUGCCUUUUGAUUUUCCCGCUCGUCUGUGUUUUGUUCGCUGCGACUGCUAUCAUGACGACAAGUAGUCGUAUGAUCUAUGCAUUUGCACGUGAUGGCGGUCUUCCGGCUUCUCCUUUCUUCUCUCGGGUUCACCCUAAAUUGAACGUCCCCCUCAACUCGCUGUAUCUUAACCUUGCACUUGUGACUAUCUUCGGUUGCAUCUUCCUGGGCUCAUCUAGCGCUUUCAACGCUAUUGUCUCUGCAUCGGUGGUGCUGCUAGACCUUUCCUAUGGAAUGCCAAUUGCAGUCAACUGUGCCCGGGGAAGAAGAAUGCUACCCGAGCGCUCUUUCAACUUGCCAGAAUGGUUUGGCUGGACCAUUAAUCUGAUCUCGCUGGCCUAUAUCUCUCUGACUACCAUCCUGUUCCUAUUCCCCCCUGUGUUGCCUGCUACUGGUUCCAGCAUGAACUACUGUGUUGCGGCAUUUGGUAUUGUCUUCAUCAUUUCCACUAUUCAGUGGAUUGUGGACGGACGCAAGAACUUCGUUGGUCCACGUGUUGAGGUGGAAUUCUUCAACGGAGAGGCUGCUGUUCAGCCAGAGCAGCCGAUCCCAGUUAUUGAACAACGUAAGCAAUAG